UGUUGAAGUUCAAAUGCAUCCAAGUUUACUGUUUAGGACGUUGUGCAGAUUGAAAUCUGAAAAGGUUUGCUUGGAAGAGGUUUGAUUUCGUCUCAUGUUUACUCAUCCAAUCUGGUUCUGAGAGAAUGGGCGCAAUGGACACUGGCAACAUGGAGGGCAGGUGGCGCGAUCUGGAUUACUUGCUUUUACGGCAAGGGAACAUUGUUGGGCCUGGCUUUGAGCCAGCACCAGAGAUUCGUGAUUUCCUCCAAGAUGAUUUUAAAGUCCUCGUCAUCGGCGCCGGGGGACUAGGUUGUGAGCUGCUGAAGGAUCUGGCCCUCUCUGGGUUUGGGCAUAUUGACGUGAUUGACAUGGAUACAAUUGAUGUUUCAAACCUCAAUCGGCAAUUCCUCUUCAGGAUGCAUGAUGUUGGAAAGCCAAAAGCCACUGUAGCUGCGGAGCGGGUGAUGAAGAGAGUGAAAGGGGUAACUGUAAUUCCUCAUCACUGUCGGAUCGAAGAGAAGCCAGACGAGUUCUAUAAGGACUUCCACAUCAUUGUUCUAGGCUUGGAUUCGCUGGAGGCAAGAAGCUACAUCAACUCUGUCGUCUGCAGUUUCCUCGAAUAUGAUGCUGAUGGGACGCUUGACAUGAGCACCAUCAAGCCGAUGGUGGACGGAGGCACAGAAGGCUUCAAAGGUCACGCUCGUGUGAUCCUGCCUGGAGUGACGCCAUGCUUCCACUGUACCCUCUGGCUCUUCCCGCCCCAGACCACCUUUCCCCUCUGCACCCUGGCCGAAACCCCGCGGUCUCCUGCUCACUGCAUCGAAUAUGCACAUCUCAUCCAGUGGGGACAGGAACGAACGAGCGAGACGUUUGACGCUGAUAAUCCGGAGCACAUGAAGUGGAUGUACGAGCAGGCUUUGAAGCGUGCAGAGCAAUUCAACAUCUCGGGCGUCACCUACUCGCUGACGCAAGGGGUCGUCAAGAACAUCAUCCCCGCCAUCGCGUCCACGAACGCCAUCAUAGCGGCAUCGUGUUCCUUGGAGGCGCUCAAGAUCGCGACCAUGUGCAGCUCCGGGAUGGACAACUACAUGAUGUACGUGGGCACGCAGGGCGUUUAUACACACACAGUUUCGUACGAAAAGGACAUGUCGUGCAUCGUCUGCAGCCUUGGGGUGCCUGUUCAUGCCGAUGCAGAUUCGACCCUUGAUCAGUUCAUGAAGCAGCUUAUUGCGGACGACCGUUUCAGUGGCAAGCUGUCCAAGCCCAGCGUUUCGCACUUGGGAGAGAACCUGUACAUGGCCGCACCUCCAAUUCUAGAAGAAAUGACGCGGGAAAAUCUUAGCAAGUCUCUUGUUGAACUGCUGGGCGAGAAGGGCGGCACUGUGAAUGUGAACGACAAAAAGUUGGCCGGGGUUCUGAGAGUCCAGGUCGCCUUCUCCGACGCUGCCUCAGAGCCCAACGCAAUGGACACGGCGGGGGCUGGUUAGAGGUUACUUUUGAUUGAGUACGACACUGAAAUACUCGUCAACGAAUUUUCACUUACUAAAGUCUUGCGCGCCUGGAUCUUUAAGAGUGUUCAUUGCAAAAUUAAGGCCCUUGCAUACAGAUUGACG
Messenger RNA from Klebsormidium nitens, 1595 nucleotides. NCBI's taxonomy places the organism in Eukaryota, Viridiplantae, Streptophyta, Klebsormidiophyceae, Klebsormidiales, Klebsormidiaceae. The record is from the annotation of a GenBank genome assembly.